CUUAUACAUUGAAAUGGAUAAAAAGUGGACCCCCAUUGAAGACCAGAAGUUAUUCCAACAUAUCAUACUUAAUGGCGGCAAGAACUGGAAGAAAAUCUCACAAGGCGUUGGCGACAAAACAGAGAAUGAGUGUCGUAAGAGAUGGAGUAUACUCUCUACCAUUGUGAAGGAAGAGAAGAAUGAUAACACCUGGAACCGGAAAGACGACCAAACUCUUUCGAAAGCUAUUGCUCAAGUCUCAAAUGAUCAUUUUUCUGUGAUAUGAAAGUGUUUCAAAGAGAAAAAUCAAGAGCUUGUAAGACAGAAAAUGAACCAUUACUUAUUUACAGUCACUGAGCUGAUGAAAGUAUUUGCCUGAGUAAGAGAUUAUGAUUCAUUGAAAGUUCCUCAGAUCAAAAAGGAGAUAAAGACUGCAGAUGGAAAAAAGAGUACAAUGAAAUAUCGAUCAGCUUCAGUUCCCUUGCUUGAUAAAUCUGAGAACAAGGAUUCAAACUCACCCUUCAAAAUCCUCAAAGAUAGGAGUAUUAAGUUAAACAUGCAGCAGUUCUUUGAUCUCAUUAUGCAACAGAAGAAUAUUCCUCUAUGGUCGACAGAAGAGUAUUAUACUAUUCUUGAGGCCUAUGAAAAGGAGAAAGGAAACUGGAAGAAAAUCUGAGCAAUCUUUGUAAGAUAUCCCUAUAAAGAUGUCAAAAACCACUUCUAUACUCUACUCAAAUGGGCUGCCUAUGAAUACAGAUAUAUCCUUGAUCACCAAAUGAAGAAAUUUGGUCAACCAGAUGGAAAAGUUGAACUUGAGGCAGAUGUAAAACCUUUUUAUAUUAUCAAUCCAGGCACAUCUUCAAACCCAAAGAUGCUCAAAUUUAUACCAAUAGCAAAGAGCUUAAUUACUGUUCUAGCUCUUGCAGAGGGCAAAGAUCCUCUAACAGUGAGCUUACCUGAUAAUCCAUUGCAGCAUCACAUUUCUCAGAUAAAGAACACCGUACCAUUUUUCUGAAUUUCCUCAAAAGAAAAGAUUUAAGAAAGAAGAAAGCAAAUGCUUAGAGACCAAACAAGAGCAACCAGAGAACUCUAAUUCCAACGAUCUUAGCAAUGUUCAUCUCGACGGGAUUGAAAGUCAUAAUCUCACAGACCAUUCAAAAGAUGUCAUCAAGAUGAAGAAAAGAUGCAGAAAAGCAGCUAAAGCCAUCACUUCCAUAGUAAACAAAGCAGAAAAAGCCUUAGCCACCAAAAACAGCCCAAAAAAACCCAAAUCUUCAAUCACCCCCUCUAAUCCAAAACCCUCUACCAAAGAGGACCAAGAGAUGACCGACGAAACCCAAACCCUACCUCCAAAACCCCCUUCCCAGACCCCCCAACUUCAAAAUCGUCAAAAAUCCGCACUCCCUCCUUCAACCCCUCCUAAAAAACCCCUCUCAAAGCACAUUUCCCCCGAAGACUUACCAAUCCUCUAAUUCUAUAACCCCUUAUUCCUCUUAACUCUCUUCCUAAUCCCCUAA
Messenger RNA from Moneuplotes crassus, 1496 nucleotides. The record is from the annotation of a GenBank genome assembly. NCBI's taxonomy places the organism in Eukaryota, Ciliophora, Spirotrichea, Euplotida, Euplotidae.